CGCAAAAAGGAAAACCCGCAAAUAUCCGAAACGCCACGUUUCGUACGUUCCAGGGGGCCGUGGGCAACGCAGACCGCGGGUCAAUCAUUGGACGUUUCAGGAGGCGAAACUUUCGCAUUCAAUCGUCGUUUUUGACAAUUUGGGGCUUAGGGUUUUUGGGAGGGAGCGAAAUUAGAUUGAAUAAAUUGCAGUCGAUUUCGGAUUUUGAUCCCAAAAUCUCAAGCUGCAUUGGGUUCUGGCGCCUUCUUCUUCUCCUUCCCAAUUGCAAUCUUCGUAGCUUUCGCAUUCAGAAGUCGAAUUAUUGCCGCCGCAACACUUCCAUCUGAUUUUUUUUCUUUUUCCUUUCAAAGGUGUUUUGACUUGUCGUCACGGAGAUUUUCGGGCCUGUUAUGACUUCUAGAUUUGAUUAGAACUCGAAGGGUCAGCUGCAUUGGAUAUUGUUUGUCCAAAAUGUCUUCAUCUCCUCGCGAAAAGCCUUCUCCUGCUACUGAGAGCUUGAGUGAGCAGCAUGAGAGUGUAUUGAGACUUGAGGAGGAUGAGGGUGAAGAUGAGGACGAAGAAGAAGAUGUAGAUUUCAAUCCUUUUUUAAAAGGAACUCUUUCGCCAGAAGCUUCCUCUAGUCUGAGCUCUGAUGUAGAAGGUUUAGAUGGUGAAGUUGUUGACAGCAGCAGAAACACUGUUGAAACUGCCAGGAUUAAUUCGUUGAUCGUGGCUUGUGAGGCACAAAAGUGUUCUGUCGGGGACCCAGAGCAUGGGGAGGAAGAAACUGUGAUGCAAACUACUGUUUCUCCUGACGGUGCAUCUGCAAAUGAGUUUGAAAAGACUGCCAGAAAUUCUAACAGUGAAGCUGUUCAAGAAAAGGAUGAAGUCUCAAGCAGGGAAACUGAUGCUAAUGAUGCUAUAGUAGGAGAGUUGAGUAACACAGAAGACGUCCCAAAGCUUACUGUGGACUUAGAUGAUGAGGAUGAAGAUGCUAUCUGUAAACGCACCAGGGCCCGCUAUUCAUUAGCAAGUUUCACACUUGAUGAACUUGAGACUUUUCUUCAAGAAACAGAUGAUGAGGACGACCUCCAAAAUGUUAACGAUGAAGAAGAAUACAGGAAAUUCCUCACUGCUGUUUUACAGGGUGAAGGUGACGAGCAGUCAACUAAAGAAAAUGAAAAUGCUGAUGACGAAGAUGAGGAUAAUGAUGCAGACUUUGAGAUAGAACUUGAAGAGUUACUUGAGAGUGACGGGGAUGAGAAUUCUAGGGACAAAAGUGUAGAUGAGAAUGGGGAAGCUGGAAGACGACCAAAGACUAGGCAGAAUAAGUGUCAAAAAGAACCUGCCCAGUGUAAGAAGAAGAAUUUAGGACAGACAAAAAGGCCAUUGCGCCCCCUUCUACCAGUUUUGCCAAAGGGACCAAUGUCCUGUUUCUCUCAUCAGGCCGGCAGAACUUUAAUGCGCGGAACAGCUUCAAGCUGUUCGUCUUCCACAGUAUCAGAACGUUCUAUAAAUGGAUUCACUGCCCACCAGAUUGGCCAGUUGCACUGCUUGAUCCAUGAACAUGUGCAGCUACUUAUUCAAGUAUUUUCUCUAUGUGCCCUUGAUUACUCUCGGCAACAUAUUGCCUCCCAGGUUAAAAAAUUGAUCUCUGAGAUGCUCCAGAAGCGUGACGAAGUACUGACAUGGAAAAAUGUACCGUAUCCUACUGUUUGCUUUUUCCCAUCAGUACCAACUGAAUUCCCUAAUUCCUACACAACACAAAGGUCCUUAGCAUCAUCCCUCACAUUUGAUGCACGUAGAGACUGUUCCUUGAAUAAUCAUAUGGCAGUUUCCCCAAAUAUUUCUCCUUCCAAUGGUAGACGUGAAGGUGUUCCUAAUGGGCAGGUGGGCAUUUCCCAGAAUAUUGGGGGUUCUUUCUGGGUGCCCUCUGUAAGUGGUCCUGUGCUAUCUGUCUUGGAUGUAGGUACACUUAGUUUAGUUGGAAGAUACAUGGAUGAAGUCAAUACAGCUGUUCAGGAAAAUCGACGGUGUUACGUGGAAACUAGUUCCGAUACUCGCCUUGAAAAGGAGCCUUUGUUUCCCUUUUCUAGCUUUCAAUUAGGUGGUCUGGCCAAUUGCGAAUCUGUAAGUGGAACUGGUUCCUCAGCUUCCAAUGUGGCUCCAUCUUCAUCUAGUCAACGACCACCCAAGAAGUCACUGGCUGCUACCAUUGUUGAAAGCACCAAGAAGCAAUCACUUGCUUUAGUUCCAAAGGACAUAUCAAAGUUAGCCCAGAGGUUUUUUCCUUUGUUCAAUCCAGCAUUAUUUCCCUAUAAACCACCCACAGGAGCAGUCGCAAACCGGAUACUUUUCACUGAUGCAGAAGAUGAAUUAUUAGCAUUGGGGAUGAUGGAACAUAAUACGGAUUGGAAGGCAAUUCAACAACGCUUUCUUCCUUGCAAAACUAAGCACCAGAUUUUUGUUAGGCAGAAAAACCGCUGCUCAUCAAAAGCACCAGAAAAUCCCAUAAAGGCAGUAAGGAGGAUGAAAAACUCACCUUUGACUGCGGAAGAGAUAGCAUGUAUUCAGGAGGGACUUAAGGCUUAUAAAUAUGAUUGGUUGUCCAUAUAAUUCAUUGUCCCACAUAGAGAUCCAUCCUUGUUGCCUCGGCAGUGGCGUAUUGCUAUUGGGACUCAGAAGUCAUAUAAAGUUGACGAGUCAAAAAAGGAGAAGAGACGAUUAUAUGAAUCAAAAAGAAGGAAGGAAAAGAAUGCAGAUUUGACAAGUUGGCAAAAUUCAUCCGAGAAAGAGGACUGCCAAGCUGAAAAGUCUGGUGGAGAGAACAGCGCAGAUGGUUUGACUGACAAUAAUGCAGGUGAAACUUAUGUUCAUGAGGCCUUUUUAGCAGAUUGGAGACCGGGUACUUCCUGUGAAGAAAGAAACCCUCAUAGUGGUACCCUAUCACAAGGUGCUAUCCAUGAAUGGGUAAAUGUUUUUGGGCAGAAGGAAGCUCCUCGAACCCAGACCGUGUCACAGUAUCCGCAUGGUCAAUCUCAAAUCACUGGUGUUAGACAUUUUGCAUCCGGUACCACACCAGCGAAUCAUUCUGUUUCUCAACUCUAUUAUCGGCCGUAUCGAGCUCGUAGAACCAAUGGUGCACAACUAGUUAAGUUAGCACCGCAAUUGCCUCCUGUGAAUCUUCCACCGUCUGUUCGUGUAGUCUCACAAUCUGCCUUCAGAGGUUCUUUACGUGGGGCAUCUUCCACAGUUUCUGCUUCUGGAGGUGGUAGUGGUGCUGCUGCAACACACAAUCUUUUUUCUCAACCUUCUAAAGCUGGAAGGUUUGGGACCUCUGAUGCCAUAACAGCUUCACAUGCUAAAAGUAGUUCUCUGAAAGACACUGUUUCAACGUUGUGUCCAGAAGAUUCUAGAAUUAUCAAGGAUAAAUGUGUAGAGGAAGGAAGAGAUGUUGAUUCUGAUCUUCAGAUGCAUCCUCUGCUGUUCCAGGCCCCUGAAGAUGGACGUCUGCCCUAUUUCCCGUUGAACUGCAGAAACAGCAAUUCCAGUACUUUCAGUUUUCUUUCAGCAAAUCAGCCUCAGCUACAUUUAAGCCUUUUUCAUAAUCCUCAUCAAGGAAACCAUGUUGAUGGUUUUGACAAGUCACUGAAGACACCCAACUCAACAUCUCGUGCCAUUGAUUUCCAUCCACUUAUGCAAAGAACUGACUGUGUAAGUAGUGCCACAGUAACAACAUGCUCAACCGCACCCCUGUCUGUCGGUUCAGGAGGAAACCAUUCUCAAGAUCAAUAUCCUUCCGCUACUGGUCGACUUCAUUUGCCAGUCAAUGCUGAUUCACAGUCUAUGGCCACUAAUGAGAAAGCUAAUGAACUGGACUUGGAGAUCCACCUAAGUUCUACAUCCAAAAAGGAAAAACCUUCAAAAAGGAGAGAUGUCGCUGCAAAUAAUUCCAUUAGAUCAAGAAUAAUGGCGCCAGAGAUGAUAACUCAAUGUGCUAAUCGUCCAUUGCUUCGGCAUGCUGAAAAUUCUUCAGCAAGUGGCAGCGAACUUGUUAUACCAAGUAAUGAUAUCAGCAGGUACAGUAUAGAUGAUAUAGGUGACCAGUCUCAACAUGAUAUCCAGAUGGAACAGGAAGAGUUGAGCGACUCUGAUGAAGAAAUGAAGAAACGAAGAAAAUGUUGAGUUUGAGUGUGAGGAGAUGACUGAUUCUGAAGGAGAGGGGGGAUCGGCAUGUGAAGAAGUUGCUGAGAUGCAAAAUAAGGAUGUUCCAACGUAUGCGAUGAAAAGACCUGCAACAACAGAUCCUGAUGGCAAGGAGUGUGAGCCAAAUGCCACUUAUCAUCCUCAGGACAAUAUUCACAGAAUUCCUAACUUGGACGAUGCCAGUAAUUCUUCCUGGCUAAGUUUGGAUUCGUGUGCACCAGAUCGCCCUCUGCACAUGAUGUCUAAGUACGAUGAAGGUACAAUGGACAGCAGUUUUUCUGCCAAUGACUCGCAGUCAUCUCGUCCUCUUCGCUCUUGUAAGAAAGCGAAACUAAGCAGAAGGGAAGGUGCAACACCGAAACCAGCUGUGGACAUGACGCACCAACUGAGCCUGGGUCCUCCAUCAAAUCCAACUGCGAGGAAACCCAAGAAGCGUGUAUCGAGAGCCAGUACAUGUUUGAACAUAGGAUUGACUGUAGAAAACUCCGGCAGUGAUGGCUAACAUAAAAGAUUUUCAAAUGUUUAUGCACCCUUACUAACCCUAGUUUCUAGUUUGAGUAGUGUAUAAAUGAUCUCUUACUUCUUGGACGCCAACCCAUUUCAGCCAAGUGGCGUCCAACAUUUUGUUCAUGUCAAGGUAUGUAGUUAUCUUUCCAAGGCACCAAAUUUUGAUGUUAUUUGUACAAACUAGACAACUUGUGUCAUUGGGUCAAUUGAUAUUCUCUCCUAUACUGAUGACA
Molecule: messenger RNA, 4925 nt
Organism: Pyrus x bretschneideri (Chinese white pear)
Lineage: Eukaryota; Viridiplantae; Streptophyta; Magnoliopsida; Rosales; Rosaceae
Biological process (GO): regulation of DNA-templated transcription
Cellular component (GO): nucleus
Molecular function (GO): transcription coregulator activity
Source: RefSeq, a predicted model, not a curated record